AUUUUGACGACUAAAGGAGAUUACAGCAUAUCUCCGUGUUUGGACCGUGUCGUUGAUGUUUCGUGUGCUAGCUUGCUAAUGGCUAGUACUGGGUCCAGGUUGUCGCUAGUGUGCUGUCGGCGGUAGGAUUAAGGAGUCGCCCGGUGUUGUGUUGAAAAAAGCACCCCUUGACACAGCACUCUUAAGCACAUUUGAAGGCAGUUUGUUAACUAAAAGUAACUAGUAGAAAAAAAGUGAAAAACUGACUUGUGGUUUUCUGUACCCGAAAAUGGCCUAUCAAAAAUGGUCUAUUUUACAGUUUUAUUUUAUUUGUUUCCAUAAAUGUACACCGUUGAUGAUAUGCUUGACACAGGACUGUGUUCUCCUUAUCAUGAUGAAAUAUUUAUAACGUGAAAUAUGUUUUGAGUGUUGCAUGGAACAACAAUGGUAGUGUGAAUUUAAGGGCUGUCCUGAUCCGAAAUACUUGAAAACGAUCUCCUCACAACAUAAUUUAACAUAAAAUCACACUCGUUCAGUUUAAAAAUAACAUAAUUUAACACGGGUAUCUUUUAGGGGCAAUGAAAAACAAAAAAGAGUUUAAACAUUACUUUUACUCUGUUUAAGAAAAAGAAGCACUUUGAAAUGCACUUCCUGUGACGGGGGUGUUUUCCGCGGUAGGGGUGCUUUUUUUCGGCAUAACACUGGAAGUGGUCUGGGUGGCGACUGUAGCUGGAAUCUGAGCUAUAAAACAAAAAUUCCAGAUUACUCGUUGUCAUCAAACCAAUCCAUAACCUGUUCGGCCCUUUCUCAAAUGCUGGAUUGCCUCCUGCCGUGGCCCUGCAACAUGAAGAGUUUCCAAUGUGUAAAUGAAGGCUGACCAGAAGGAAGGAGGCACUCCAGAUGAUGUUCCCAAGUGGCCUUGUGGAUGCAGUAGCUGUGUGCCGGAGUGCUUUUCCAUAACAAGCGUUGUAUGUUUGUCAGUGGGAACACCUUAGUGCAACCUGCCAUUACCUUCAGCCGGGGACAAACUACUCUGGGACUGAUUUUUAGAAGCCCACACAGACAGUCAUCACUUUUAAACGGCAAACGCAAAGAAGAAAAGGAAAUAAGGCUGCAUGAUUGACACGUAGGACACCUCUGCUGCACUGUUGGCUCAUUUAAGUGUCCUCUGCACAUUUUAGCAGUAACACCUUUCCUCUGUCCUAUGAGAUUUGUCUCCCAUCCCCUCCCUACCACACCCUCCAUCGCUGUUACUGGAGUUUCUAUGGUUUGCAUGGCUGGAGAAUAACCGUGGAGAAGCCAGGGUAUCACAAGCUUAUGGAUUUUGACAAGAGAGGGGGCAAGGGAGAGACAGAGGAAGGGAAAAAGAUGUCUAAGACAGCAGGCGGCAGGACUGGACAUGGCAGGGGUUCGGGCACCAAUUCAGGAGUUCUUAUGGUUGGCCCAAACUUCCGUGUCGGUAAAAAAAUUGGCUGCGGUAACUUUGGAGAGCUUCGGCUUGGAAAAAACCUCUAUACUAAUGAAUAUGUGGCCAUCAAAUUGGAACCCAUAAAGUCCAGGGCGCCACAGCUCCAUUUGGAGUACAGGUUUUACAAACAGUUGGGAAGUUCGGAGGGAAUUCCUCAGGUGUACUACUUUGGUCCUUGUGGUAAAUACAACGCCAUGGUGCUGGAGCUGCUUGGACCCAGUUUAGAAGACCUGUUUGACUUGUGUGACCGUACCUUCUCCCUCAAGACCGUCCUCAUGAUAGCCAUACAGCUGAUAACACGGAUGGAGUACGUUCACACCAAGAGUCUCAUAUACAGAGACGUUAAACCAGAGAACUUUCUUGUUGGGAGGCCUGGAGGCAAGAGGCAGAACACCAUCCACAUCAUCGACUUUGGUCUGGCCAAAGAAUAUAUAGACCCUGAGACCAAAAAACACAUCCCCUACCGGGAGCACAAGAGUCUGACUGGGACGGCACGCUACAUGAGCAUUAACACACACCUGGGAAAAGAGCAAAGCAGAAGGGAUGAUUUGGAGGCGCUAGGUCACAUGUUUAUGUACUUCCUCCGAGGUAGCCUCCCCUGGCAAGGCCUAAAGGCCGACACUUUGAAAGAGAGGUAUCAGAAGAUCGGGGACACCAAACGAGCAACACCGAUUGAAGUGCUUUGUGAAAACUUCCCAGAAGAGAUGGCCACCUAUCUGCGCUAUGUGAGGAGGCUGGAUUUCUUUGAGAAGCCAGAUUAUGAUUACUUGAGGAAGAUUUUCACAGAUCUGUUCGACAGGAACAACUACGUCUUCGACUACGAGUACGACUGGGUCGGCAAGGCUCUUCCCACACCGAUAGGCCCCAUCCCCAGUGACGCGCCUCUGCAGCCCAGCAAACCACAACCUCAGAAAACCCAGUCAUCUGAGCCCAAAGGAAGUGAGUCUCAGCCCACUCCCGUGACCAAUAAGGAGACUCUGGGGUCGCACCUCACGGCUGAGCGGCUGGGGGGCUCUGUUCAGGUGAUGAGCUCAACGAACGGAGAGCUAAACCCAGAUGAUCCCACAGCCGGACACUCCAACGCUCCCAUCACUGCUCCCACCGAUGUAGAAGUGGCAGACGAACCCAAGUGCUGUUGUUUCUUCAGAAGGAGAAAGAGGAAAGCUCUCCAGAGGCACAAGUGAAGGAGGAACAUGGAGAGAACUUGAAACAUUGUGGUCACUGUCAAGUUUUAAAUUGAAGCAACUACACAAACUCCCCUCCUCCCCGAGGCCUCUCCCUCUCGCCUCCCUAUCAUCACCACGCCUCCAUCCCUCCUUCUCCCGCGCGCUCUGUAUUUCUCGUUCUCAGUGCUCCAGGGCUACAGCCGAGUUGAAGGAAUGUUGCAGACCUACUGACUCCACAAGAGACUCUUUGAUUCUUUUAUCGCUGAAAAAUAAGCGCACCUUGCUUCACAAACAGGGGCUUGAGAAAAACUAUAAAAGCUGUAACAAUGAAACUCCGAUACUGUGGCGUGGAAAUGAAAAAAGAUGCUGUUUGAAGCAGUUGUAUUCUAGAUUCCAUUCAGAACGUUUAUUGUUUCAGUCAGCUGUUGAUCAGGGGAAACCAUUUAAGUGGACGGAGUGAAAGAAAUCUGCUCUCUAGGAAACUGUUCAUUUUCAUACUUUUUAAUUUUGGUGUUUUUUUGUUUUUGUUUUUGGGGAUCAAGGUAAAGAAGAAGAGUUGAACUAUGCUGAUGUUCAAUCUGAAAGACACAGGAAGCAUUUAAUCUAUAAAACUGAAUUUGGAAGAUUUUUAUGUACUUUUUUCCUUUUUUUUUUUUUUUUUAAUUUUUUUUUGUUUUUGUAAGUGAAUCCUCGGUUUUAAAAGUCAAAUCCCUGAACUGAAAACUUGCUUUCAUGUUAUAGUGUUCUGGAGUUCAGUUUCUUUCCUUUUGGUCUUUGGACACGGUCGUUGUAGCACAGUCACUGGCCUCAGGUACUGUGGAAGAACCAGAGAAACGCAUAUUAAGCUCUCUUAUUUCUAUUGCACUUUUGGAAGAAAAGACCCAAUUACAGUGGACAAGUUUAGGUUUAAAAGUAAAAAGCCAACUAAAUAAAGACUAAUGUAGGAAGAGUCCUUCAACGCUUUUAUUUGAGUUAUGGCUGAAAAAAGUUGAUUUUUUUUUUUUGAAAAAAGGAAAAAAAAUUUUGAUUUUUAUUUCUUACAUCAAAGAUAAUUUACCAGGAAAUCAUAGUUUGUGCCUUUUUAAGUAAAAUGUUUAAAGCUCAAGUGAGUGUCCCGCUAUGACAUUUUAUCUAAUCUGACCCAAAUGCUCAGUGGAUUAUUGUGUGUGUGUGUGUGUGUGUGUGUGUGUGUGUGUGUGUGUGUGGGCGGGCGGGUGGGUGCACGCCAAUGUUUGCUAAUCUGAAAGUUGUAAACAAAUUUUUUAAAUGAGUGCACGUCCCCCUGUCCCUCAUGACUCUUCCUCCUUGACCUUCUGCUGUGAAGGCACAUCCGUGUGGCGGGAGGCGGGGAUACCGUGUGUGUGUGUGUGUGCGUGCGUGUGUGUGUGGCCAGUUCAAAGAGAUCUAACACACAUACACACACAACCCAAAUCUGUCGAAACUUGUUUUAUUUGGAUGUCACCAAGAGACGAACAGCUCAGUGAGGUUAAUUAAGUGUUUCUGAUGAAAACGUACACGUUCAUUUGUGCUGCAGCCAGGCGUAGCUCCAUGUAUCCCUUUGGUUUGUCAUUUGAUUUUAUUUUGGUCUGUGCCUGACAGCAAACUAUUCUGAUUUCAUCCAUGUCUAAAUGCUCGCUAAAGCGAGUCCGUUACACAAACAUCUAAUGUUAUACUCAUGAAUUACUGCAAGGACGUUGCCAAGUUUCUCCCUGUUCAGCUUCUGUCCAAUCUUGAAAAAGACUUGAUCCAUCACAAAAGUAAGCUAGGAAACAACUCAUUUCCUCUUCUCGGUUUAUUUGAGGUAAAUCAGGUAAUAAGGUAAUCAGGUUGAAAACCUUCAAACAGAAACAGAUUUAUACAAUUACAAUCAAAAUGAAUAAAUCUAAUAAUGCUGAUUUUAAAUUUACAGUCCAAAUAAUGUAUCAUCCACUGCAUUUCAAAUACUAUUUUAAAUCCAAGCAGGUAAUUUCAUUUAACUUUAUUCCUAAGCAGGUAAUUUCAUUUAACUUUAUUCAACAGUAGAAUGUUGUCAGUAUCAUACCAGUAGCCUCUUUGUGGUUUCCCCCCAGCUGAACAGUUUUUUUGCUGCAUCCGCUGAUUCCUUCUGAGGUGCAGACUGAUUUGCUUGUGUCCUGCAGACAGGUGCUCUCACUCAGCUGAUGAGCUGAUCAGACAGGAACUGUAAUGUGGUUGUGUGAAACAAUCCUAGAGAUCUUCAGCUGUUAAACUGCAAUUUUCAUUAACAAUCUUGAUGGAAUAGAUGAUGUUGAGCAGAUUCUGGACUCCGUUUGAAUCAGGGCUCGAGCAAAAGAAGCAGUAGCCUCUUUGUGGUUUCCCCCAAGCUGAACAGUUUUUUGCUGCAUCCACUGAUUCCUUCUGAGGUGCAGACUGAAAUUGUUUGUGUCCUGCAGACGGCACCCCUUGGAGGCUGGUGUUACUCAGCCUCCAGGGGGUGCCAAUUAUUGACUGGCUGACUGAUCUGACAUUGACUUUGAGCCUGACAGACGUGCUAGUCUGUUAAACAAAAAGCCUUCAUUUAAAACCUGAUAAAUGAAUCUGGAUGGUCACCAGUCUGUCCUGCUACCUAAGUUCCUGCUUUUAAAACUCCAGAUUUCCAGAUAUUUGUUAAACGCUUGCAUCAAAAGCUUAGUUUUUACUUUCUGAGCCUCAUCUUGUGUAAAAUUGUUAACGUGCUUAUUUAACGACCCAUUUAAGGUGGAUUUUUAAAGGUCAGUGAACUAAACAGGCCUCGGGUGUCUUAAGACUUGUCAACAUUUAAACUUGUAUCGCGGGAAGGAACCGAAUGAAAACGCUCAAAUACGUUAAGGCCUAAAAUGUGAUGUCCAGAAGUCCGUUACAUCAUAACUAGUCCAUGAUAGUUGGUUUAUUUAGUUUGAUUUUAAGUGAACCGGUAAAACAAACUAACCAUAGCAUGUUGCUGCUGUGAACCUGGACGAUUUUAAAUUCAUAAUAAAAAAUCGGGGUGUAAAUUCUGGUUAAAGGCUGAAGUUGGAUCGUUUGUGAAAUUUAAACAUCUGUUGGCGGUUUAGUGUAAAUUCUAUUGUGACAUAAAACCCAAAUGUCUGGUUUGCUUGCAGCAUUUUAUUAGUUCAGAUAUGACCCGACUACUUUUUAAGUGAGCCGAAUGUUUCUUCCUCUGAGCAGGUUUUAGAGGACAGAAGAGCGAAAAGCGAAGCCUCGAGUGUGUGAGAACCACAGGUUUUUGUUGGCUGCAGAGCUGUUUUGUUGCUGUAAAAACCUGAAGGCAUCUGCAGAUGUUCUGAGGACGAUUGCGGAGACUCCAGUGCGCCUUUACGCAUGGAUGUGUUCCUGUAUCCGUUGCGCCAUUUCCAGCGAGGAACACUAGGUGGCGCCAUCAGACUUCCAACUGAACUGAGAGCAGCCUGGAGGCCCGGCUUGGUAUAGCUCAUUACACUGCGUUUAUGUGAUGAUUUCUAACUGGGGAGACUUCUAGAGAUGUUCAGACUAGUGUUGGGACUUUGCUUCUGCUCUACGUCUCUUGGUGUAACUAUUUGCAACAUGUAUUUGUAAAUAUGACAACGACAGAUCUCUAAUUGUGAAUAAAGGAAAUUUUAUCACAGUUA
Molecule: messenger RNA, 6218 nt
Organism: Nothobranchius furzeri (turquoise killifish)
Lineage: Eukaryota; Metazoa; Chordata; Actinopteri; Cyprinodontiformes; Nothobranchiidae
Source: RefSeq, a predicted model, not a curated record